UCGUUGUUAGGAGUUGCAUCUACCAAAGUAGACAUCGGUCUCAGACUGUGUUGUUGUUGUUUGUUCUUAAGGCAUCAAUGUCUGUCGUAGCCACGAACGAAUGAGGCUGCGUCGGCGGCUUACUGAGCUGAGCACUGACGAUCCCCAUGAUCCGUCGCACCUCGGCAUCUCCCUACCCCAGAGCUCCACAAUCAUGUCCUCGAUAAACGUUGCGGGAGCGAUACAGGCGGUUCCUGUCCCAGAGAAUAUCGAUGCGCCAUGACAGACGCCGUCAUUUCCCGACUGUCGUCAGUUCCUUGGGCUGCUGCCUUGAUCAAUGACCCCAAUUGGACUCCAGUCAACACUGCCUCCCGGACACCAAAGGCAUCCGGGGAAGAUUCCUUCUUUGCAGAAACUCUAAGUACAGGUCGCACGAUACGAAGCCUUCUGACGCUUCGACCGAUCAACGAAGAAGAUGGCGAUAUCGCAUACAAGGAGGUCAAGACUAUCGUGGAGCUAGGUGACGGACUCAACGGCUACCCACAGAUCAUACAUGGGGGUUGUGCUGCGACACUACUUGACGAGAUGUGCGGUAUCUUAAUCAUGCUGAAUAUGGAGAGGAAGGUGCAAAAAAUAACAGAGGACGGCCGCCGCGCAGCUGCCUUGAACUACUUUACCGCCUAUUUGAACACCACCUACAAGAAGCCGGUGCCGACACCCGGUGCGCUUCUUCUUACGGCCAAGAUCGAGCGACAAGAAGCGGACGAUCGGAAACUAUACGUUCGUGCGACCAUCGAAGACGGCAAUGGUACAAUAUACACGCUCGGCGAAGCCUUGUUCAUCAGGGUUUCAACCAAGCUAUGAGGUCGUUAUAAACCGUCACAUGCUCUACAUGUG
This is a messenger RNA of Alternaria alternata, 876 nucleotides long. RefSeq lists its product as hypothetical. The record is from RefSeq and is a predicted model, not a curated record. The transcript has 2 exons. NCBI's taxonomy places the organism in Eukaryota, Fungi, Ascomycota, Dothideomycetes, Pleosporales, Pleosporaceae. Bases 259 to 843 code for a protein of 194 amino acids.